AUGGCAAGUGUAGCAACUAAACUGGCCCGAGAGAAGGCAGCAUUGGAAGGUCUUGGUUCCAAUGCCAAUGCAGUGAAGUACUUAAAGCAGGAUUUUGAGGCUCUAAGGAGGCAGUGCUUGCAGUCUGGUGCUCUCUUCAAAGAUGAAGAAUUCCCAGCGUGCCCUUCUGCUCUUGGCUACAGAGAUUUGGGACCAUAUUCUCCUAAAACUCAAGGCAUUAUCUGGAAACGACCCCCAGAACUUGUUCCGAAUGCACAGUUCAUUGUUGGAGGAGCAACUCGGACAGAUAUUCGUCAAGGAGACCUGGGUGAUUGCUGGCUUCUGGCAGCCAUUGCAUCUCUCACAUUGGAUCAAGAAAUAUUAGACCGGGUUGUUCCCAAAGAUCAGAGCUUCCAGAAAAACUAUGCUGGGAUCUUUCACUUCCAGUUCUGGCAAUAUGGAGAGUGGGUAGAUGUUGUAGUUGAUGACCGGCUCCCCACCAAAAAUGGACAGCUAGUAUUUUUGCACUCAGAAGAAGGAAAUGAGUUCUGGAGUGCCCUGCUGGAGAAGGCCUAUGCCAAGUUGAAUGGCUCCUAUGAGGCUCUUAUUGGAGGAUCUACUUUAGAAGGUUUUGAAGAUUUUACUGGUGGCAUCUGUGAAGCUUAUGACCUGAGGAAAGCCCCACCCAACCUGUACCAAAUCAUCAGGAAGGCCCUGCAAGCGGGUUCAUUGUUGGGCUGCUCUAUUGAUGUGAGAUGCUAAAUAAACAAAAAGUCCAGGGGCACCUUAAAGAAGCUAACUUUUUAAAAAAUAAGCCCUGGCCUAUCUGGCAGGGAAAUUUCAGAUCAGUUGCAGGUUAACUACCGUGGACACCCAGAGAAACUAGUCAGAAUAAGAAAUCCAUGGGGUGAAGUGGAGUGGACUGGAGCAUGGAGCGAUAAUGCUCCUGAGUGGAAUUAUAUUGACCCCACGCUAAAAAAGGCUCUGGAUAAGCAAGCAGACGAUGGUGAAUUUUGGAUGUCCUUCCCAGAUUUUCAAAGGCAGUUUACAAGGCUUGAGAUUUGCAACUUGACUCCUGACACUCUGACAAGCAAUGAGGUUCAUAAAUGGAGCCAGACUUUGUUCAAUGGACACUGGCAGAGAGGAUCUACAGCUGGUGGCUGUCAAAAUUAUCCAGCAACAUACUGGACCAACCCUCAAUUUAAAAUCAAGCUGAAUGAGCCAGACAGUGACCAUGAAGGAAGUGGGAGUGAGCCGUGUAGCUCAGUACUGGUGGGCUUGAUGCAGAAGAAUCGCAGGAGGCAGAAGAGGAUGGGGGAAGGGCUACUCAGUAUCGGAUUCUCCUUUUAUGAGGUCCCGAAAGAGUUGGGAAAUCAAACGGAUGUUCAUCUCAGCAGAGAUUUCUUCUUAAGGAACAGAGCUGUGGCUCGCUCUGACACAUACAUCAACCUGCGUGAAGUCUCGAAACGCUUCCACCUGCCUCUAGGAGAGUACCUCAUUGUGCCGUCCACCUUUGAGCCUUUCAAAGAUGGCGAGUUCUGCCUCCGGGUCUUCUCUGAGAAACACGCUCAAGCUCAGGAAAUUGGUGAUACUGUGGCUGCAAAUCCAUAUGAGCCUCAUGUUGCUGACAAUGACAUAGACAAUGAGUUCAAGAGCCUGUUUCAAAAGCUUUCUGGGGAGGAUUGUGAAAUGACAGCAAAUGAACUUCAGACAGUUCUGAACAGAGUCAUAUCAAAGAGAACAGACAUUAAAAGUGAUGGAUUUGGCAUAAACACUUGCAGGGAGAUGAUCAGCCUCUUAGAUAGCAAUGGAACUGGUACCCUGGGGAUUACAGAAUUCAAGAUACUUUGGAUGAAGAUUCAGAAAUAUCUGGAAAUCUAUAAAAGAGCAGAUACGGACAUGUCUGGAACCAUAGAUGCACAUGAAAUGAGAAACGCCCUCAAGGAAGCAGGCUUCACUCUGAAUAACAAGAUCCAGGACAGUAUCACUACCCGCUACGCCUGCAGCAAGCUGACCAUUGACUUUGAUGGCUUUGUGGCCUGCAUGAUUCGCCUGGAGACUCUUUUCAAAAUGUUUCAGAUCUUAGACAAGGAUAACCGGGGAGUUGUCCAGCUCACUCUGGCUGAGUGGCUGUGUUCGACAUUGGUUUAA
This is a messenger RNA of Gekko japonicus, 2130 nucleotides long. It is a transcript of the gene CAPN8, whose product is annotated as calpain 8. Gene Ontology annotation, molecular function: calcium ion binding; calcium-dependent cysteine-type endopeptidase activity. The record is from RefSeq and is a predicted model, not a curated record. Gene Ontology annotation, cellular component: cytoplasm. The transcript has 20 exons. Lineage: Eukaryota; Metazoa; Chordata; Lepidosauria; Squamata; Gekkonidae. Gene Ontology annotation, biological process: proteolysis.